UAUUUAGUGACGUCAUAGUUACCCGGCGUGGAACGAAUAGCGUGCGCUACAAGUCGCGAUGGCGUGUCUCGCGCGGUGACCAUGCGUGGAUGGCGCGCAGCUUUGCGCGUGGCACUUAUUGUAUCGUUAGUAGAGUGCGCAUGCGUGAAUUCUACCCAAUCAGCGCCGACGGAAAUCAAAAUUGGCGGGAUAUUUUGCCAGGAGAACAACAACCACGAGUACAAAGCCUUCAAUCUGGCUAUUGAGUACAUAAACAACGACACCAGCAUCCUUCCUGGUACAACCCUGGUACCAAUGACCAACAGCACAAAGUGGCUUAACGCCUUUAACAACAUCGAGGCCGUGACUUGGCAGAUCUUCCAUCAGGCUGUGGCCAUCGUCGGACCUCUCACCUCCCCCAUGGUGCGCGCGACGCAGCCGUUAUGCAGCGGGUUUCAUGUACCACAGGUAGCCCCUUACGCGACAGACCCCGCCUUUGAGUUCUCGCCAAGCUCCUACAAGUACUUACUGCGCAUGCGUAGCAGUGAUUCCAUAGAGAACCGGGCGAUUGCGGAUUUUAUUGGACAUUUUAACUGGACGCGUCUAGGACUCUUCACAUCACGUGACGAUUAUGGGCUGAAUGGCGUCGCUGCCAUUAAGGACAUCGCCUCUCGCAUGGGAUGGGUGAUAGCGGCGGUGGACAGCUUUCGGCAGUUUGAGGACCCCUUGAGGGUAAAUGCCACCCAGCAGCUUGUGCAACUACGAGCUAGAGGAAUACGGAUAAUCAUACUAAACUGCCUGGCCUCGUAUGCCCGCGUCAUCCUCAAGCAAGCGAGUGAACUUAACAUGAUUAAAGAUUACGUGUGGAUCGUCAAAAACGGAGCAUUUUCGUUCAAAGGCUUGUUUGACUCUGAAGAUAAUGUCCCGGACUAUAUGCAAGGGGUGGUUGGUAUGCGGACCUCUUUUCGUGGUGGUGUGUUACAGGAUGAAGUUAAGAGGGCCUGGGUGAGUGCCGGUUAUGGAGAGAUGGCGAUCGAGAACGAAGACGCAGUCGGGCAUACUUUUGAUGCGGUUUUAGUGUUGGCGCAUGCGCUCCAUAACAUGUUAAACGAUGGACACAAUAUCUCGAACGUCCAACCCCAAUUCGGCUUUUACGACGGCCUCUCGACAGAACCCCGACCAGAUGGCGCCACACUUCUCGACUACAUUUCCCAAGUCAAUACCACUGGAGUGAUGAAUCAAUUAGGCUUCGAUAGCAAUCGAUCACCCGUCGACGUCGCUUUCGACGUUGUCAAUUUGCGGGCGUUUGGCUUUCAAAAGGUCGGCUAUUGGAAUGUAGAGGAGGGGCUUCACCUUGAUAACAAAAAGGAGAUCGUGUGGCCGUCUGGGAGGGUGUAUGUUCCGACAGACAGCACCCACAUAUUAGAAAACAGAACGCUGAAAGUUGUUACCAUCGCAGAAGCUCCGUUUAUAUUUGCGCAAACGCAAACAAACGGCCAGGGUGAAACCAGAGUCAUCAUAGAGGGAUACUGCAUAGAACUUUUGCGUAAGUUGUCCGAAAUGCUACGCUUUAAGUUUGAAAUCUACCUCGUUCCUGACAACAACUUUGGCGCUCAGGAUCCAGUAACAAAAGAGUGGAAUGGAGUGGUAAGGGAAGUUCUGAACGGACGUGCGGAUCUAGCUGUGACCUCCCUAACGAUCAGCCCUGAAAGACAAAAGGUGAUCGACUUCACACAGCCCUACAUGGAUCUGGGUCUUACAGUCCUAAUCAAACCUGAUCCAACAGAGGAAAAAAACCCCUUUGCUAUCCUACGCCCAUUCCGUUAUGACCUCUGGAUGGCUAUAGGAGGAACUAUGAUCAUCGUCGGGUUCUUUCUAUGGCUGUUCAGUACUUUUAGCCCGUUUGGAUUUUACGGCCGAUGCGUUCAGAAGUGUCACACGAAGAUUGAACCGAGGUAUCUGAAACUACAUGACACGCUCUCUCUUGUCCGGGCACUAUGGUCCACGGUGGUCUACUACGUCGGACAGAGCUCGGAUCAUUUGCAUCCGGUCAGUUCCUCGGGUCGUAUCACUGUGGCGGUUUACUGGUUUGCGAUGCUCAUUGUAAUGUCUACAUACACAGCUAACCUCGCGGCGUUUUUGACAAUCAAACGAUUCACUUCACCAAUAUCGAGCGUCGAUGAUCUUGCAAGACAAAAGGAUAUUUCGUAUGGCACGGUGUUAAAUAGUCAGCCUCAAGCGUUUUUCGAGUCAGCGUCCGUACCCAGCUUUGUCACGAUGUGGCAGUACAUGCGCUAUCACCACACGUUCGUGAAUAACAGCGCAGAGGGAAUCGAGAAAGUCAUGAACGAGAACUACGCGUUUAUAUGGGACUCCGCGGUGCUUGAAUUCGUAGCACAUAACCAGAUAUCAUGCGGGACUCUGAUCACUUCUGGAAGCGUCUUUGGUAGAAUCGGGUACGGCUUUGGGCUGGCCAAGGACUCACCAUACACCAAGCAACUGAGUAACGCAAUCCUACAGCUCCGUCACGCUGGCUACAUGGAGUUCCUUGACCGGAAGUGGCUGAAAGCAAAUGACAAGUGCGCAGAGGCUGCUGAGAAGGCGAAGAGUGAGAACCAGCUGACUUUCGAGGAUUUGUCGGGUGUCUUUAUUGUCCUUAUUGCAGGUAUUGGUGUCAGCUGUGUGGUUCUAGUACUUGAAUGGAUAUGGGCUUCGUGGCAAGACACUAAAGAGAGCCUUAAGACAGAGGGGACUCGACGUUCCUUGAAAGCGGCCCUCAAGGAGAGGGGCCAUCGGGCCUUCCACGACUGGCACCACCGGGAUGAUGUCCCUCAGGUGCACCGGCACGCCAAACAUUGCUGGACAAACGCGAAGUUCUGUCUAGAAGACCAAGUUCUCCAAUUACUGCAGUCAGUGAAGCGAAAAGUCUGCGGUGACGUAGCACCGUCUGUAUCCGAUAUAGCGCUCGGUGAGACCACCAUUGUCGAGGAUUUGGAAAGAGUCAUAGAAAACGAGAGUAGUGAUGACAGCCAUUACGAGGUGUGAACGAGAAAUUGUCUCCAUGAAAACUCGUGUGGGUACAGAAUUCAGUCCCACAGAAUCCAGCUCCUCCGUAAAGAUCAGUGAUUUCUAUUUCGUUUUCCUUUUAAAAAUAGACUGUGAGUGUUCUUAUCAAGGAUUUUAUGAAGCAGAAUAAAAACAAACAAAACCGUCUA
Nematostella vectensis (starlet sea anemone) is the source of this 3194-nucleotide messenger RNA. RefSeq names its product glutamate receptor ionotropic, kainate 2. The transcript has 5 exons. The record is from RefSeq and is a predicted model, not a curated record. Bases 82 to 3024 code for a protein of 980 amino acids. Gene Ontology annotation, molecular function: glutamate-gated receptor activity. Gene Ontology annotation, biological process: monoatomic ion transport. Gene Ontology annotation, cellular component: plasma membrane. Lineage: Eukaryota; Metazoa; Cnidaria; Anthozoa; Actiniaria; Edwardsiidae.